Aureobasidium melanogenum CBS 110374 is the source of this 519-nucleotide messenger RNA. RefSeq names its product MRP-L47-domain-containing protein. NCBI's taxonomy places the organism in Eukaryota, Fungi, Ascomycota, Dothideomycetes, Dothideales, Saccotheciaceae. Gene Ontology annotation, biological process: mitochondrial translation. The record is from RefSeq and is a predicted model, not a curated record. The transcript has 2 exons. Gene Ontology annotation, molecular function: structural constituent of ribosome. The annotation marks the transcript as partial. Gene Ontology annotation, cellular component: mitochondrial ribosome; mitochondrial large ribosomal subunit.
AACAGGAACAGAGGUGUAUCUGCCCUUCGUCGCACUGGUCUCCGCCCUCGCCAGACCCUUUCUGUAAAGCCCGAGGACCUGCCCAAGCCCGUCACCGACAGCAAACAGCGUUCCCAAGUCGAUGUAGACCCCGAUCACGGCCUAUGGGGCUUCUUCAAUCGCGACAGAUACCCUUUUGCAACCCCCGAUUAUGACAGCAGCCACGGCCGAGCAUGGACUAUCGUUGAGCUGAGAGCGAAGGACUUUGAGGAUUUGCACAAGUUGUGGUGGGUCUGUGUCCGGGAAAGGAACAGGCUUGCGACCGAAAGAUAUGCAAGAAAGAAGGCAAAGCCAGGUUAUGGUGAUUACGAGUCUGAACAAAGAGAAUACCAGGUCAAACUCACCCAAAGGGCAAUCAAGCACGUUCUCACUGAGCGCUGGUACGCUUGGGAAGAUGCUCGCAUGCUUGCCGAGUCUGACCCCAGUGUCAACCUAUUCCCUGCUGAAGGCGAGCCAUCGUACACGCCCGAGCAGAUCGAA